ACCAUCUCAUCAUAACGACUCUCCCCAUUCCUUCAAUAAAUUUCAUUCUCAUCUUCAAUAACGUUCAUACUCCUGCGACGCGUAUCUGAGCGAGCGUUUGAGUAUCGUUAUACGCCACCAGGUCGGUGAAAGCACCUCGUGUGAUUACGCCACCAUCUUUGCAACAUGGAAAACAUUAAAUUGAGUCCCUUGGACAUUCCAGAAAUCAUCUCCCUCAUUGGCGAGCAUCUCAAUCGAAGAGACCUUAUAAACUGUAUCCGCGUCUCAAAGGUCUUUCACAGGGCUCUUAUCAGGUCCAGAUGGAGAGAGAUCAAUAUUGUCUGUAAAUAUCCUACUGGAGAAGCACUAGAAAACAACAAGAAAUACAUUGAGGAGUUAAGGUUUGAAAGCAGGUUUCCAAAAGAAUAUGGGUUAUUGAAAGGGUGUGAUCGCCUCCAGUUCAUCGAUUACAAACGGGAAUUUGGUACAUCGUCCCAAUUGAACUACCUUUCAAACCUCAUCAAAGCCCACUACUCUACUCUCACCAGGAUUUGCUUUGACGAUAUUCAAAGUUCACAUGAGUUCUGGGGGGCACUACUGGAAUGUACUAACCUCAAGCGUUUGGAAGUGUCCUACACACGUAUAAAGGAUGAAGUCGGCCCAUUCCUUCAAGUCUGCAAGGGGCUUGCCCGGUUGACUUUAAGAUGUGUAUCCAUAUUUCAGCUACCAAGCAACUUCAUUAGCAACGAGGCCAAUGAAUUUUCUUUCCUAAAUAUACACACACUGUCCAUUACAGCCGUCGAGAUACUUAAACCUCCACAUCCAUAUACAGCAUCAUCUUGUCUCGGCAUAUUGGCGAGGAGAUGUCCAGGACUAUGUGAAUUAACAUUUGUUGAUAAAAGCGGGCACGGGGGACCUGAGCAACUAAUAAUAAAUGACUUCUACAGGACCACAUUCCAACAGUAUCCUUGGGUAUUGGCGAAUUUGUCAUAUCUGUCUUUGCCUUAUAUGAGAAUAAAAGACAAGGAUAUGAUGGCACUUCUCAGCCAGAUCACUGAAUUAAGACAUUUAGAUGUCCGACAAUGUAAAUUCGGUCAUCUCUCUCUACAGGAGUUGCUAGCUGAUAAACAAGAAAUGUUGGACAAGGGACACAUAUUGCGAAAGACAAGGCCCCGAAGACUCUGUGAAGCACUGGAGGUAUUGAUGUUUGAUGAACAAAGUGUCGGGAUGGAUGGGAUUGUUCAAGCUGUUUUAUCGAAUUGUCCACGUCUGAAGCAAUUGACGGGAACUAAGAUUACAAUAACAGAGAUUGUCAACGGGACAGGAUGGGUCUGUACUGAACUGACUGACUUGAAUAUUUAUCUUAAGGCAGACGUUGAUCAAGGAACUAUAGAGGGUAUGGCGAAGGCGCGUAUUGCGUUUAGGGAACUUGGCAAAUUGACUCAGCUACAAUACCUCAGCCUUACGUCGCAGAAUUCAAAUAAUGAAGAGAGAAUACGGACAAUAGACUUGAGGCUCAGAGCAGGUCUGGAUGAGCUAGUCAAUCUGAAGAAUCUAGUUUCCUUAUGGUUUUAUGGUGACAAUCACCAGCGAAUGCAACUCGAAGAUGCAACAUGGAUUGUGGGCAAUUGGCCAAGGAUCAAAUACUUGAAGGGUUUACCGAACAUUGCUAGCUAUCGCACGACAAAUCCUCAGUUUUAUUUGAUCUGGAGGGGGCUGGCAACUAUUGAGUUGAAGUGGGCUACUUCCACAACAUAUGUUUCUCUUAUAAAAAUCUAUGGCCCUUUCAAGCUACCAACGAAGGCUGGCGACCUAAAAGCGCAGUUUAAGAUCCUUGCCCAUAUUCCACGAGUUCGAUCAGACGACACCGAAUCUUUGCCCCUCACUGGCGAAGCACUACAGAAGCACAAGGAACACAUUGAGGAACUUCACUUUAAACAUCCUGGGGAUGAUAUCCUAGAAGAGUAUGGGUCUUUGCAAGGAUGUAGUCGCCUCUGGUUCAUCAAAGCUUCUAGUUUAAUAUCAUCCGAGCCGAUUCACUUUUUGAAUCUAUUCAAGGCCCACAACUCUACCAUUACCAAGGUUAUCCUAGAAGACGUUCAAAGCUCACAAUUGCUCUGGGAUACGCUGCUUGGGUGCAUUAACCUUAAUCACUUGGAGGUUAUUAGUAUGUCUAUAGAUGAUGGGGUCGACAUAUUCUUUCAAGUUUGCAAGAAACUUGGGUACUUGGAUUUCAAUGAUGUUUUCAUAUGCCGGCUACCUACCGACUUCCUAAGUAGCGAGGUCAGCGAACAUACUUUCCCAAAUAUACACACACUGCACAUUGACCGUGUCCGGAUAUUCGACCCUUCACACCCUUACACACCAUCACAUUCCCUCGGCAUGUUGGUGCGAUGUCCAGGAUUAUAUACGCUUAAGUUUGGUAAAAAUAUCCAAGUUGAUUACUAUAAGGAAGCUUUCUUCCAACAUCCCUGGACUCUGCAUAAUUUGGCAGAGCUGUCUUCCCCGUCCGCGAAAAUAACGGACAGUGGUAUGGUAGUACUUCUCAGGCAGACGACUGGUCUAACAUGGCUAAAUGUCCCAGGUUGCGAGUUCGGCCAGCUCUCUUUGCAAGGAUUGCUGACGGACAAGUAUGAGGUGUUGAAUAAUGGACAAAUGGUACAAAAGGAAAAGUUUCGAAGAGCCUGUGAGACUGUUGAGAUAUUGAUACUCAAUGAAGAUAGUGACAGGCCGGAUGGCAUUGUCCAGGCUAUUUUAUCGAAUUGUCCACGACUGAGGAAACUGACAGGACCUAGAAUCACAGUAACAGAGAUUGUCGAUGGAGUGGGAUGGGUAUGCACUGGACUGACUGAUCUGCAUAUUACUCUAGUGGCAGAUGUUGACCAAGAGACCGAAGAAGGCAUGGCGAUGACGCGUGUUGUGUAUAAAGAACUAGGAAAAUUGACUCAGCUACGCUACCUUUGGCUGACUAAGGAUUAUCGCGAUCCUAUAGUACGAACGCUGAACUUAAGGCUAAGAGCAGGCCUGGGUGAAUUAGUCAACUGA
Molecule: messenger RNA, 3024 nt
Organism: Lobosporangium transversale
Lineage: Eukaryota; Fungi; Mortierellomycota; Mortierellomycetes; Mortierellales; Mortierellaceae
Exons: 4
Coding region: 166-3024 (952 amino acids)
Biological process (GO): SCF-dependent proteasomal ubiquitin-dependent protein catabolic process
Cellular component (GO): SCF ubiquitin ligase complex
Source: RefSeq, a predicted model, not a curated record